Messenger RNA from Manihot esculenta (cassava), 3151 nucleotides. Its product is annotated as protein DETOXIFICATION 34. Gene Ontology annotation, molecular function: antiporter activity; xenobiotic transmembrane transporter activity. Gene Ontology annotation, cellular component: membrane. Gene Ontology annotation, biological process: xenobiotic detoxification by transmembrane export across the plasma membrane. The transcript has 7 exons. The coding region runs from base 1205 to 3007 and encodes 600 amino acids. NCBI's taxonomy places the organism in Eukaryota, Viridiplantae, Streptophyta, Magnoliopsida, Malpighiales, Euphorbiaceae. The record is from RefSeq and is a predicted model, not a curated record.
UGAACCAGCAAUAUGUAGUACAUGUAUACUGCACAGUAAGCAAAAAUUAAUCCCUUCGAUUAGAAGUUAAUCAACAAAACAGGCCUCUGCAGUUGGAUGGAGAUUAUCAAGAUUAAAAACCAAUGAUUAUUACCAAAGUUGAAGUGGAGAAUGACAGAGUUCUGCAAGUGGUUGAAGAUUGCCACAGUUUCAAGGAAUCCUCCUUCCAUCAACACCUAUGAAACAGAAAUGGGUAAGUUGAGUUAAUUCUGGCUGGUAACAGAGAUGACUGAUAAUUAUUAAUCAGAUUUCUAAACUAAUUUCAAAAUGGUACAACGCAUUUGUCAAUGACAUUUAAGCUGAUUUAGCUACUUCCAGAUUUCCAUGGACUUUACAGGCGAAGGCCGAAAGGUAUGAUCUCUGCUCUGCUCUGCUCAUUUGGCGUUGAACUUGAUUAAUUUAUCACCUGGAACUGAGUUACAAGCAGGAGCAACUUGAUUUGGCCUUGCACCUGAAAUUGAGUUAAAGCAUUUCAAGUGCACUAGCAGUUUUAUCACGCCUUUGCAGUAAACACUGGGCCUUCUUCCUUUCUAUCAAUCCAACUUUUACUACAUAACCAUAGACUCGCAUAAUUUUACAACAUGCCCAUAACUACAAGCCACAACCGUGGAGUUCCAAGACACUACAUUAGAAGUAGCCCACCUGAUUCUUGUCUUAUUGCCAAUAUGUCCUCACAUAGAUCACCAUCCUCCACGUCUUCACAUUUCUUACACGCAUUUCAUCAAACAAUCCAUAGGCAAAGUGAGUUUUAUUCACCCAUUAGUCUAUAGAUGCCAUAAAUUAAUUAUAGUCUCCCAAUUGGCCUUAAAUAAAUGAUAUCUUAUAAAUCUACAUUUUAAUAGAUUUAUAUUUUAUAAUGCAUAGAAUAUUAAUUUUAAAAAUUUUGAAUCGAGAUUGAAGUAUACUAAAAACACUUCAAAAAAUCAUUUCAAAUUAAAAACAAUUUCGAAUUAAACUUUAAACCAGUGAUUCUGCUAUAAAAUGGGGAUGAAACUAAACCGUGGUGGGGUCUACAUGGAGAUGCAGCAGCAAUUAUGGUGGGUGGCGCAGCACCGUAUCAGGAAACCAAAGUAACAGUGGUAUCUGUAGACAAAUAACUGAAACCAAGAGACUGUGUCAACCCUCCCUCUCCUUCCUUCAUAUUAGUUGCUGCUUGCAUAUUUACAUGGCCAUCCUCAUUUCUAGGUCAACAAACACUGCUGCAUCACGUCAUAUGCAUGCCCUCUUAAUAGUAACAAACAAGAAAGAGAUCAUUUCUAAUAAAAAAAAAAUUUCUAAAUCUUGGAAAGAAAAGAAAGAAAAGAAAGAAAGGGGUUGGAAUCAAAAGGGAGCAAAAAUUGCGAAUAAUAAAGAAAAUGACCCACUCAGAGCAGAGGGGAGAAGUAGUUCAUCCUCUGCCAGUUCUAGAUCGUUUCCCAGGGAAAACAAUGUGUCUCGUGGCAGUGUUCCGUUGAUCGAUGGCGUUAUACUUAGUGAUUCACCUGUGCAAGAUCACAUCUCCAUUUUUGACACCACAGAUCUCCACCCAGCACCUUCCGCUUUGGUUCAUAAUGAGGUUGGAGAUUAUCCUCCUAUACAAAGCUUUGAGGACGCCAAAUACAUUUGCCUUUUGGAAUCUUCAAAGUUGUGGGCUAUUGCAGCUCCUAUAGCGUUUAAUAUCCUCUGCAAUUAUGGGGUUAAUUCAUUCACCAAUAUCUUUGUUGGUCACAUUGGAAAUGUUGAGCUAUCUGCUGUUGCAAUUGCUCUCUCUGUCAUUGCCAACUUCUCUUUUGGCUUCUUGUUUGGUAUGGGAAGUGCACUUGAGACGCUAUGUGGGCAAGCAUUUGGAGCAGGCCAAACAGAAUUACUUGGAGUGUACAUGCAACGUUCAUGGAUAAUCUUGUUUUCUGCAUGCUUCUUCUUAUUGCCGCUUUAUUUAUAUGCCACUCCAAUCCUAAAGAUCCUAGGAAUAGAAGCUGAUAUAGCAGUAAUUGCAGGCAGAUUUACAAUGCAAGUGAUCCCUCAAAUGUUUUCGCUGGCUAUCAAUUUCCCUACCCAAAAGUUCUUACAGGCACAAAGCAAGGUUGGAGUUCUGGCAUGGAUUGGUCUUGCAGCUCUAAUUAUACACAUUGGGUUGCUUUAUCUCUUCAUUAAUAUAUUCAAGUGGGGUUUGGCUGGUGCUGCUGCAGCCUAUGAUGUCUCAGCUUGGGGCAUUUCUUUGGCUCAAGUGGCUUAUGUCGUUGGUUGGUGCAAGGAUGGAUGGAGGGGUCUCUCUUGUAACGCCUUUAAGGACAUAUGGGGCUUUGUUAAACUUUCUAUAGCUUCAGCUGUGAUGAUUUGCCUUGAGAUUUGGUAUUUCAUGACCAUAAUUGUUCUUACUGGACACCUUGCAGAUCCUGUUAUUGCUGUUGGCUCUCUUUCUAUCUGCAUGAACAUCAAUGGCUGGGAAGGCAUGCUAUUCAUUGGAAUCAAUGCAGCUAUAAGCGUUAGAGUUUCUAAUGAGCUGGGAUCAGCACAUCCUAGAGCUGCAAAAUACUCUGUGAUUGUCACAUGCGUGGAGAGUCUCCUUAUAGGGAUACUUUGCGCAGGCAUUAUUUUAGCAACCAAGAAUGAGUUCUCCAACAUCUUUACUGAUAGCGUAGAGAUGAGGAAAGCAGUGGCCAAAUUAGCAUACCUUCUGGGUAUAACAAUGAUACUAAAUAGUGUUCAGCCGGUGAUAUCAGGUGUUGCUGUGGGAGGAGGGUGGCAAGCUUUGGUAGCUUAUAUAAACUUGUUCUGUUACUACUUAGUUGGACUCCCUCUUGGUUUUCUUCUUGGAUACAAAACAAGUUUACAUGUACAGGGAAUUUGGAUGGGCAUGAUUUUUGGGACUUUUCUGCAGACACUAAUCCUGGUUUACAUUAUCUGUAAAACCAACUGGAACAAAGAAGUUGAAGAGGCAUCUGAACGAAUGAAAACGUGGGGUGUACAAGAUGAUUCACACAACUGAUGUAGGAUAACCUCUGUAUUUAACCAUUAAUUAGUUUCUUCAAGAGGUAGUAGAUUUUGAUUUUUUAUCUUUUUUUUUUUACCCAAAUGUACAAGCUUUAUAUCAGCAUUACUUUCAUUAAUCAGUGUGUACAUUCUUCUUUGC